AUGCCGGACGCACACAAAGAUGAACCACGACGCUGCAAGGAUAAAGAUGAGCUUGCUUUGGAUGCCUUGGCUGUCUACAGCAUCCGCCUUCUUUGCGGAGAUAUGGUGGACCGCGCAAGCUCUGGCCAUCUGGGCACCCCAUUUGGCUGUGCGCCCCUGGCCAACGCUCUUUGGGGGAGCAUUAUGAAGUUCUCGCCCAACAAGAGAUGGCUCAAUCGCGAUCGCUUCGUCCUGUCCGUCGGGCAUGCGUCCGCCCUGCUUUACAGCAUGCUGCACCUGGUGGGAACGGGAGCAGGUGGCCCUUACGAAGUCUGCAUGGAGCAGCUGAAGCAGUUUCGUCAAGCGGGCAGCAGCACCCCCGGCCACCCGGAAUUUCGAAUGACCAGUGGUGUUGAGGUCACCACGGGACCCCUGGGCCAGGGCUUUGCCAAUGCCGUCGGGAUGGCCAUCUCCGAGGCCCACCUGGCUGCCCGUUUCAAUCGCGAAGGCUUCCCGCUCUUCGACCACUACACCUAUGUGCUUGCUGGUGAUGGCUGCCUCAUGGAGGGCGUCGCGCAGGAGGCUUCCUCCCUGGCUGGGCACCUCCGUCUGCACAAGCUCAUUGUUUUCUACGACGACAACAAGGUCACGAUCGACGGUGGCACCGACCUCGCCUUUAGCGAGGACGUCGGUGGGGUCUUUGCGGCCAAGGGAUGGAACGUUCUUCGCUUGGAAGAUGGAAAUCAAGUGAGUUCGAGCGCCUACGAGGAGAUCGUGGAGGAGGCCAAAUCCCAGAAGGAGAAGCCGACCAUCAUCAUCAUGAAGACGACGAUUGGCUGUGGGGCAGGGAAAGGAGUCGAGGCGACGUCGAAGGCCCACGGCGGCAAGUUCUCGAACUUGGAGGACCUCCGCAAGAAGUGGCACUCGCCGGCGGGCUUGCGGACCAGCGGCGGUGACCUGGACAAGCAGGUGGCGGACUUAGUUCAACAAGAGUUGGACGCCCUGGCUGCCUACGGAAGCUCAGAAUGCAGCUCAGCAGCCAAGUCCGGCGUCCUUCCGAAGUUCUACGUGCCGAGGCCGGUCCUCCAGCGCUUCCGCAGCUACGGAAAGCAAGGCGACGGCCUCUGCGAGUCCUGGGAGGAUCUUUGUCGGCGAUUCUGUGAGACCUUCCGACAGAAGGAGCCAGCCGUCGUGAAAGACCUGGAGGAACGACUCCAGGGGAAGUACGUGUCCGACAGCUGGGAAGCCACGGCGGAGAAAUACCUGACCAACGAGCUCGCCUCCAUCAUGGCCGCAUUGCCCGACCUGCGGAACGAGGACGAUGCCACGGAGGGGGACGAGCCACCGGCCAAGCGUUUCAAGGUCGGCACGAAAAGCUUCAAGUACAAAGCCGGCCGUGUCUACGUCUCCGAGGUGCUCAAGAAUUUUGCCGAGCAGACGCCGGCGUUGAUCGGAGGAUCACCCGACGUCGCGAGCAGCGUCGGGGCACACUUUCCGAGCAUCCAAGGCAACUUCCUGCCACCGUCGCUGCGGCCGGGUGCCAGCUAUGCUGGGCGCUACAUCCACUUCGGCGUGCGCGAGCACGCGUGCCUUGCCAUUCUCAAUGGCAUCUGCUCCUAUUCGGCGCUAAUUCCUUACGCGUCGCUCUUCACCGUCUUUUUCCAGUACGGUAUGCCGGCGCUCCGAAUGGCCUCGAUCUCCAAGUUUCCGGUGCUUUACAUCGGCACGCACGACUCGAUCGACCUGGGAGAGGACGGCCCAACGCACCAGCCGGUCGAGGUUUUGCCGCAGCUUCGUGCCAUGCCUAAUUUUCUCGUGAUCCGCCCGGCGGAUGUGGAGGAGGUGGUCGGAGCCUUCCGCGUCUUCGCAGAGCAGUACACCGGCCAUCGUGAGGUGGAGCAGUACAUCGACCCUAAGCCGCUGAAGCGCCGCCCAGUCUUCAUCAUGACCUCUCGGGGUGAGCUCGGCCUCCCCUACAAGAGCAAUGUGGCUAUGAAGGGCCGCGAUGGAGUGCUCCGAGGCGCCUAUGUGGUGCACGACUGCUGCGACGCACACUCCUCGCAGCUGACGACCUCGCAGCUGCCGGACAUCAUCCUCAUAGGCAGUGGACAGGACGUGGCCCUUGUCAUGGAGACGAAGGCUUUGCUCUUGCAGUGGUCCAGGAAGGUCAACCAGCAGCUCUCAGGAGCCUUCGACGGCUUCCCUGCGGCCAAGUGGGAAGGCCAGGCCCUCUUGAAGGUGCGAGUCGUGUCGAUGCCAUGCUGGGAGAUUUUCGAUGAGCAGGAUCAGGAAUACCAGGACUCUGUCCUCCUAUCGAAUUUCAACGACAUCCUCCGGAUCUACGUGGAGAAGGCCGCGACGAAGAACACGGGGCACGACAAGUACGCCCACUUCUCCAUCCUCAUGCCCUCCUAUGGCCUCUCCGGGAAGGCGAAAGACGUGGAAAAGAUUUUGGAGUUUACCCCCGAGUACGUGGCUGCCAAAGUCUGGAGCAGCUGGAUUCAGAGGGGUCGGAGGCUCCAGCUCCACGGGGACCGCGCCGACCAAGGCAUGGCGACCUGGGUCUCUCACUUGGGGCGGCGGGCAGGUGCCCACUGA
This is a messenger RNA of Symbiodinium sp. CCMP2592, 2577 nucleotides long. The record is from the annotation of a GenBank genome assembly. Lineage: Eukaryota; Dinophyceae; Suessiales; Symbiodiniaceae.